Messenger RNA from [Candida] anglica, 1138 nucleotides. Lineage: Eukaryota; Fungi; Ascomycota; Pichiomycetes; Serinales; Debaryomycetaceae. The record is from the annotation of a GenBank genome assembly.
AUGACAUAUACGGUGGGAGAUAGGCGGAUUUCGCUUGAACAUGAUCCACUGGAAGAAACUAUACAACUUGUACUUUCACAUCCAAAACUAUUUAAAUAUUGUUUAAAUGGCGCGUGUUACCGAUAUUUAAUUGACUUAAAGAAGAUUGUACAUCUCUAUGGGGAUAUAUUGACCAUUUAUAGUACAUUAUUGAGCAAAAUUCCAAAAUAUGAUGAUGUCACUUCCAUGACAAUCCUGACUCAAACCCGAUUAUUACGACUCGAAGACUCGAUGAAUUCUCUUCUUGGUGAAAUGGUUGAUGGGAAUCCCAAGAAUGGUGGUUGGGAUGAUCGUUCAUAUGAGAGAGAAACGAAACAAGUAUGUUACCUUACGGUGAGGUCAGCAUGUGACGUGUUUCUGCUUGUGGUUAAAUGUUUGAAUUGUAUUGAAGUGUUUUUUUUAUCAUAUGAUAAUUUGAAGAAACUCUUAAUUCCAUAUUCAUUGAUUCAAGCAGAAGAAAUCCAUACUCUGUUACUUAACAUUCAAAAUCUCUUUGCAGUGGUAACCAUAGUUGAUAAUAUAAGAGUCAUUGGUAGCUGGGAACCUGCACUUUUACAACAACUCCGUAAAGUUGAAAGAAUUACCACCGGCAUUGAACGUGAACUGAUUGUAUUGGGUGCAGCAUUCCGGACGUUUGACCUUCUGCUUCAACAAUAUACAUUGUUUUUAUUGGGUAGAGCCAUGUUAAAGCGAGAAAUAGACCUGCUGCAAUGCCAAAUAAUACGACGGAGAGAAAUCUGUUUCCAGGCAGCAGAACAUGUGGUGAAUAUUCCAUUAAAUCAUGAACCAAUGGGAUAUCUCUUUGUGGCUGAAUUAAACACAUAUGUCAUUAUAUUUAUAUCCAUACUUGUCUUUUUGAUGUUAUUUGCAACUUUCCGAUUGAUUAUGUUAUUGAAACUGGAAUAGAAAUAAUUAUCAUUAUUCCCUCAAAACUAUUCAUCAGAGAAUUAUUUGUCAAUUGAUAAAAAGAAUAGAAUAUGGUUCAAUAAUAACAAUAAUUCUCCAAUUAUACUGUACAUUAUAUCCCCUGGAGUCAUCUACAUUGUCAGGUAAUUGAUACACUACACAUGUUGGGUUCAUAUAAAAGAUUCCUGACCAC